UCUACGUCACUUGUCAAAACAUAACCUACAAAAAUCCGUGAAAAUUUAAAACAUUUAACGAUGAGUUUAACGGGGCGAAAUAAGACCAGCAUUCUCGAUAAACCCCUAAGCCGGGGCAAGGGCGAAGUCUCUCUGAGUUGUUUCGCGCUUCUAUUUUCCGAAGUGGUUCAGUAUUGCCAGAACAGGUCCCAUACCGUUCCGGAGCUCCAAAAUAGAUUGCACGAACUGGGUCGCAAAGUUGGAGUAAAAAUAAUCGAUUUGUACUUCCUGAGGGAACGCAACGGGAAAAGGGAAAUUAAAUUACUGAACAUAUUGUUGUUUGUGAAGUCCACUUUAUGGAAGGUGUUGUUUGGUAGAGAAGCGGAUAAAUUGGAACAUUCCAAUGACGAUGAAAAUACUUAUUAUUUGAUGGAGAAGGAGCCUUUAGUGAAUAGGUUUAUUUCGGUACCGAGGGAUAAAAGUAGCUUGAAUUGUGCCGUGUUUGUUGCGGGGAUUAUUGAGGCUGUUUUGACAGGAACUGGAUUCACAGCCAAAGUGACGGCGCAUUGGCACAAAGGUACGACUUACAUGGUGAAAUUCGACGAUACCGUCGUCACCAGAGACAAACAACUAGAAGAGCGAUAAUUCCUGUACUAUGUUUAAUAAUUGUCUACGUGUUUCCGUUGAUAAAAUUUAAAUUAAAGCGCUUAUUACAGAU
This is a messenger RNA of Zophobas morio, 697 nucleotides long. It is a transcript of the gene Trs31, whose product is annotated as TRAPP subunit 31. Gene Ontology annotation, biological process: endoplasmic reticulum to Golgi vesicle-mediated transport. The transcript is spliced from 4 exons. The record is from RefSeq and is a predicted model, not a curated record. Gene Ontology annotation, cellular component: TRAPPIII protein complex; TRAPPI protein complex; TRAPPII protein complex. NCBI's taxonomy places the organism in Eukaryota, Metazoa, Arthropoda, Insecta, Coleoptera, Tenebrionidae. Bases 61 to 624 code for a protein of 187 amino acids.